GUUAUCUCAACGACAUAUUCCGCUCGAUGCAGGUGACGCCGCUGCCGGGCGCGGCCCUAAGCGGGCCCCGGUCGCAUCGGCAGCGCCCAAGUGGGUCAUCCGCUCGUAUCGGUCCUUCGAGGUCGCGCGGAGCGUCCCUCAACCGGCCCAACAGACUGUCCAGCGUUCGAGACGGGGGCGGCGGCCACCGUGACUCGGCCGUGACGCGCUUCUCCAUGAUCAUACGAAGCCACAAUGCCAACAUGAAGAUCCGCCACUCGCUCUCCGCUCCAUCGAUUCGCACGCCGAUCUUGAUCCUGCUCGUGUUCAUGAACAUUGUGUCGGCCAUCUACUUGGGUCUGUGGGGGCUAUUCUUCUUGACGGCGCAUCCCAUCGUGAUCACAACGCUCAAGUUGUUUGCGCCUGUUCCGACUGGAAUCAUCUACAUGGGGCUGUGCGUGUGGCAUUGCGUCGACAUUGGAAUGAUCGUGUUCGGGACGCAUCGACUGCACCAAGUUCACCAAGCGCCGCGCCUUGUCGCGUCGUUUCAUCUCAAGUGCGUCGACUCGAUUCGAAUACGGUGCGUCCGGCGAUUGCUGCUUUGGUUUGCCAAGCACGAGAUUAUCCGCCUCGGUCGGCAUGCCUUGGUGGUGGUCGUGCUCUCGAUUCAUGCCCACCACGUCAGCCACAGCGUCGUCGACGACUGGUUCGCAUUCACGUACACGUUGUUGGUGGCGUUCUACUGCUUUGUCACACCGUCUUGUCUGCUGAGCUCGCAUCCGUUCAUCAAACGCUACGUGACGCUCUUGAACGAUGCGUUUUUCCACUUUUUGCUCAGCACUGGCCUCAGCUCGUUUCUGUUUUUUCCGGGCGUGUACGCGUACGCGACGUCGCUGACGCUGCCGUGGAUGCACCAUUACUACCACGACCUUGUCCUGACGUACCGCGUGCUCGUGUCGACGUCGGUGGGGGACCUCGCCCUCUUUGUGUUCAUCUUUGUGACCAACCACUUGACUCUGCACCACUUGACGCAUGUCGCGCUGUCCGCGUCGUCCGUCGCGCAGCUCCAAUCGAUGCUGGUACAGAAGAAUGGCACGGUCACAAAUUUGAAUGCCACCAACCACCACACAGACACGGUGCGCAAGAUCGUCGACAACGCGCCGCCGCCCGAACGCGAGCCAAACGCGCCACAGCCGCCGAUGCGCCAAGCGAUGCCCCAGCCCGGGCCGCCGCUCCGUCCCGCGAGUUCGAGGCUGUCCAUGUUUCAAGGGGUUGCGAGCGCGCGCCGACUCACCGGCCGCGCUAUCUUGACGUUUCGCGAGCAACAGACCAACCUUCCGUUCAAGGUGUUUUUCGUCAUCAACGUGGUGUGGGGCGUCGUGCUGGUCGUGGCGGCAUGUUCCGGCUUGUGGCAUGCCCCGUGCGCCCCUGGAUGCCUUGCGCACACGUCGCCGUGGUUUGCCGUCCAUGAGUGCACGUGCAAGGCAUUUGAACUUCACUGUGUCAAGUUGCAACUUGAGAACGCCUCGACAACGCAGAUCGAGCGCGUGCUGCUCGAUCUUGACGACAACCUCUUUUCGCUGCACGUCGUCCACUGUGAUAUGCUCCCCCACGGACUGUCGUCAGUGGUCUUGGAUCGAUUUCGCGCGCUGUUUCUCUUACGUAUCGAGUUUACGCCGAUCGGGGCAUGGAGCCAUGGCACGUUGCCGCCGACCCUCCAAGUUCUCGAAGUCCGCUACUGCAAUUUGACCGAGGUACCUCACAUCCUGGACGUUGCCCAUUCGGACAACUUGCCAUCGCUUGUGUCGCUGUCGCUGGACGAUACGACCAUUUCGUCCGUCCCCGCCGCCAUGGCAUUCUGGCCAGACUUGAUGCAUGUACGCCACACCGUCGCGCCGAAUGCUGUGGACAUCGCUCGUGUUUAGGUACGCAUCACGCAUGCCCAACUCACGGCGAUCCCGCCACCUCUUGUGUUGAACCCGCGCAUUUCCAUCUUGGACCUCAAGGCAAAUGCUAUCUCGACCGUCGAAGCAUGGCCGCCUCACGUGCAAUAUGUCGACCUGUCCAAUAAUGGCAUUUCGUCCGUGCCGCCCGCGGUCGUCGACGCCUACUUGGCAUCCCCGUUUUUCCUGCUCUUGGUAUCGAACCCGCUGGUCGAGUUGGAUCCGUUCUUGUUGGCGACGUGCGUUCUCUUGGCGCCGCUCCGCGUCGACAUCGCAGACACCCCGCUGUGCUCUCGCCUCGCGCCGAUGCUCCCCAACGACUUGGCCAGCGUCGUCUGCUACGCCAAGUGUGCCCCGCAGUGCCCACUCCACGCUCUCGGCGACCACGUCGCCGACAUGCCGUGCAAUGUCGAAAGCUGUAACUACGACAUGGGCGAUUUCAACACGACAUGGCACGAUUAGUUUCGUCAUCACGUGUGCAGCACACUUGACGAUCGUGUGAGACCCGUCCGCUUCGCAUGUGCGCAAAGCCACCAUGGCCCCGUCCCUGUCCGAAAUGCACGCUGUCGUUCGCCCAUCCACAACUUUCAUUGCUCUCGGCCUCUACAGGCCAUGGCGUGGUCCCAUUCAACACAGACUGCGACCGCAGCACAUCAAAUGGCAUUGUCUUCGGCGGCGAAAACGACGCAUCAACACGGUAGAGCUAGUACUGCGCGAAUUCGCGCGUGAGUUACCGCAUGAAAUGGCAAAGCGGAC
Molecule: messenger RNA, 2678 nt
Organism: Aphanomyces invadans
Lineage: Eukaryota; Oomycota; Saprolegniomycetes; Saprolegniales; Verrucalvaceae
Exons: 7
Coding region: 27-1904 (625 amino acids)
Cellular component (GO): extracellular matrix
Source: RefSeq, a predicted model, not a curated record